Molecule: messenger RNA, 1324 nt
Organism: Myotis daubentonii (Daubenton's bat)
Lineage: Eukaryota; Metazoa; Chordata; Mammalia; Chiroptera; Vespertilionidae
Gene: RPL26L1
Product: ribosomal protein L26 like 1
Biological process (GO): translation
Cellular component (GO): large ribosomal subunit
Molecular function (GO): structural constituent of ribosome; RNA binding
Source: RefSeq, a predicted model, not a curated record
UACAACCCCAGCUCUUCCGAACAGGGCUAAAAAACUGGGGGGAAGUUUCGCAAAGCCAGGUGGUUGGUUAGCCACGAUCCUCAAACAUCUGGGGGGGGGGGGUGCUUGCUUUAAAUUCAGAUUCCCUGACCCCAAACCUACCACUGUCUGGUUUUGCCGGACCAUGGUGGAGCAUGAAAGUCUGCAUUGUGAACAGGCUUCUCGAUGAUUUUAAGAAUCAGGUCAGCAGAUGGCAUUUGAAGCAUCAUGACGUUAAAAGCACCCCAAUAAUAAGCCUAGACAACUUCUGCAGAGGAAGCGUUUGGGGUAAGAAAAAGACUAUUGACGGUGUACCUGUUAAAAGAACACCAAGUCCAACUGGCAUGGCUCUGUGGGUGAGCUUCAACCUAUGAACCAAUAAAAAAUAUAUUUAAAAAUAAAUCAAAGGACAUCAAUAAGCCUACACUGCAGGUCCUACAAGAAUAGGCCCCUCCCCCCCAGAGGUGCCAUCCUUCGCUUACCUGCAGGGCCGCUUACCCAUCCGGGGUCCCUGGAAACGAGGUACUGCGGUUCCACCCCACUCCGCAUGGGGCGCCAUUCAGCUCCAUUUCGAGGGAAUGGGGCCCCGCUUUUCUUUUCUGCGCUUGCGCGGCCGGGAAGCCUCACUUCCUGCCCGGCGAGCGCACCCUCGGAGCACUUCCGGCGCCAGACGGUCACCAUGAAGUUCAACCCCUUCGUGACCUCGGGCCGCAGCAAAAACCGCAAACGCCACUUCGACGCCCCCUUGCACGUGCGCCGCAAGAUCGUGUCCUCCCCGCUCUCCAAGGAGCUGCGGCCGAAGUACAGCGCCCGCUCCGUGCCCGUCCGCAAGGACGACGAGGUCCAGGGGGUUCGAGGACACUACAAAGGUCAGCAAAUAGGCAAGGUGGUCCAGGUGUACAGAAAGAAAUAUGUCAUCUGUAUCGAGCGGGUGCAGCGUGAGGCUAACGGCACCACUGUCCCCGUGGGCAUUCACCCCAGCAAGGUGGUUAUCACCAGGCUAAAACUGGACAAAGAUCUGAAAAAAAUUCUUGAACGCAAAGCCAAAUCUCGACAAGUUGGAAAAGAGAAAGGCAAAUAUAAGGAAGAACUUACUGAGAAAAUGCAGGAAUAAAUGUAACCUGUUGUGCAGCCACGGUUUAGCUGUAGGUUUUUAGCCUGGUGUGUGUUCCUUUAAAGUUGUUCAAGAUGUCUCUGGAAUAUUUUGUUUCCUUCCUGGUUUGUUACUGAUAUGUGGCUCUGUAUGUCUAUUGUUGCUGUUUGGGUUAAUUUUAGGAAUAAAAAUUGGAAAUAUUUCUUAAUUCAA